Messenger RNA from Salarias fasciatus (jewelled blenny), 1321 nucleotides. Its product is annotated as ATP synthase-coupling factor 6, mitochondrial-like. Gene Ontology annotation, cellular component: proton-transporting ATP synthase complex. Gene Ontology annotation, biological process: proton motive force-driven ATP synthesis. The coding region runs from base 116 to 469 and encodes 117 amino acids. Lineage: Eukaryota; Metazoa; Chordata; Actinopteri; Blenniiformes; Blenniidae. The record is from RefSeq and is a predicted model, not a curated record. Gene Ontology annotation, molecular function: proton transmembrane transporter activity. The transcript has 6 exons.
CAAUCUGCGCACCGGGACCUUCACGUGUCUGGAAGCGGCUGAUCAGAGACUCCAGAGCGGAUCCGACGGUUCGGCGGCUGCCGGUCUGCAGAGGAACCAGGUCUCCUGGUCCAACAUGGCGGCGGCGCUGUGCAGGAGAGGAGCUGCAGUCCGUUGUAUUCACAGGGAGUUGUACAGAGUUGUUUGGGGGUCUCAGACUGUUUUCUUCAGCUCCAAUCCAACAGACAGAAAACAACUGCGCAGGACACACAUCAACUUGGAUCUAGUUCAGAGCCUCUUCCUGCAGAAGAUCAGAGAAUACAACCAGAUGUACAGGUUGAACUCCGACCAGGUUCUGGACGAUCCAGUUCUCCACAGACGGUUCUCUGAGGAGACGAUCAAACUGCAGCAGCAGUUCGGAGGAGGAGAUCUGACCAGUUUCCCCGACUUUCACUUCCCGGAACCUGAGCUGGACCCGGACUCCAGAUGAUCCUGGAACCUGAGCUGGACCCGGACUCCAGAUGAUCCUGGAACCUGAGCUGGACCCGGACUCCAGAUGAUCCUGGAACCUGAGCUGGACCCAGACUCCAGAUGAUCCUGGAACCUGAGCUGGACCCGGACUCCAGAUGAUCCUGGAACCUGAGCUGGACCCGGACUCCAGAUGAUGCUGGACUGCUUCAUCACCACCUUGCUGCAGCUCAUCCUCGUCUUUCUUCCUCACGUCUUGUUUUCCUCUCUCUGCCUCCAGGCAUCACUGCCUGUGCAGCCUGGGUUUGUGGAGUUUGCAUGUUCUUCCUGUGUGUGUGGGACACUUCCUUCAACAGUCCAAAAUCCCAAUGGAUUACUGUGUGACUGUGGAGUUCAGCAGCCGUCCUGCAGAUGGUGCCAGAUUUUCUCAGCGUGUUUGACUUUCAUUUAGACGUCGAAGUAAUGUGGAUCACAUGAAACAUGAAAAACCACCCAUGGAAGCGAAGAGAGGUCUGGAGCAACAUGGGAAGAGUUCUGCUUUAAAACAUCUGGCCUCCACUUUGUUGUAGACAACCAGACUUAGGCCAGAUCAGAUCCAACUUCAGGAUGAAACAUUUGAAAAGCACACUGCAGUGAUGGGAGGCGCCAGGUGAAACAGCAGCAGCUUUCCUCCGAGGCUCUCUGAAGACGGAUUUCAUUUCAACCAGGAAACAUCUGGAUUCUCAUCUCGUUUCACAUCAAUCAACCACUUUGUUCUGUGCAAUAAUAAAGUAGAUUUGAACAAAAACGCUUCACCUGUCAAACAGCCAAUUUUUUAAAAGAUGACGUUUAAAGGUGCAAUAAGUCAUGGUAUUAACCGUACUCCCCGCCCACA